CUCGAAACCAAACGGCAAUUUCUUGAAAUAAAUUUUUAAAAAGAAAAUUCAUUGAUUCCCUGUUUGAUUGACUUUGAUUGCUAUAUAAAAGAAAGAGUUGAAGAUCUUUAGUGUCAGUUGUGCAACUUUCUUGGACGUAGUCUUUUUUUCCUUUCUUGCGUGAGCUUUCUUUUUCCUUUUCGUUGAAUUUACUGGUGAUUUUUCGUCGUUUCAGAUUUUAUCUCAACUGGGUAUUUUCCAUCAAUAGCAGGCUCAUCUGGGUUUUUCUUUUGAUAUUUUCUGAGGAUUGACUUUAAUCCUUUCAAUCAAACAGGCAAAGUUUACCACCGUCUGCAGCUACGCAUAAGAAAAUGGCAAUAAAGAUUAACAAGGUCAUUGGUAGUUCCGCACCGGAAGAAUUAAAGAAGGCUCUGCAAAAAGUAGCGAUUAGAUGGGGAGAUGUUGUGGAGGACAUGGAAUCAUUGCAGGUGUUCCCAUUGAAAGGCGCCAUGACAAACGAGGUCUACCAGAUAAAUUGGCCGACGAAGAAUGGCGAUCACCAUAAGAAGGUUCUGGUUCGUAUUUAUGGGAAAGGUGUUGAGUUGUUUUUCAACAGAGAUGACGAGAUUAGGACCUUUGAAUGCAUGUCGAGACAUGGGCAGGGGCCUAGGCUUCUUGGCCGGUUUUCAGAUGGAAGGGUUGAGGAAUUCAUCCAUGCCAGAACACUCUCAGCUGCGGACCUUCGUGACCCUGAGAUAUCUGCUCUUAUAGCAACAAAGUUGAGAGAGUUCCACAAUCUUGACAUGCCUGGUCGUAAGGAGAUACUUCUCUGGAGCAGAAUGAGGACAUGGCUUAGCGAGGCCAAAAGUUUAUGUUCUCCCAAAGAUGCAGAGGAAUUUAAGUUGGAUAUUCUAGAAGAUGAAAUCAAUUUUCUGGAGAAAGAGUUGACACUUGAUGGUCAGGAGAUUGGAUUUUGUCACAAUGAUCUGCAAUAUGGUAAUAUCAUGAUGGAUGAAGAAACGAGAGCGAUCACUAUAAUUGACUAUGAGUAUGCAAGUUUCAAUCCUGUUGCUUAUGAUCUCGCAAAUCAUUUCUGUGAAAUGGCAGCUGAUUACCAUUCUGAGACACCACAUAUUCUGGAUUACAGUAAAUAUCCAGCAUUGGAGGAACGAAAAAGGUUUGUCUGCAUAUAUCUGAGUUCUGAAGGCAACAAACCUAGUGAGGAAGAAGUGGAGCAGCUAGUCAAUGAUGCAGAGAAGUACACUCUUGUCAACCAUGUCCUUUGGGGCUUGUGGGGGCUUAUAUCAGGAUACGUAAAUGAGAUCGACUUUGAUUACACUGAGUAUGCAAGGCAGAGAUUUCAGCAGUACCGGUUAAGCAAGUCGAGGAUCUUAUGUCUUGGGGACAAUAAUUUCUCCAUGACAACAGAGACAGACAAGUCUACGUGUAUUCUAGAUUAAGAAGUGGUUAAUUGUGUGGUUACAGAUGAUGUAAAUACAAAUGGAAAUGGCUGUUUCUUUGGUGUUGUUUCUACGGAAUAUGUUGGUGGGGACUUGUCGAAAUAUGAUACUGAAUAUUAGAAGGCUGUUGCUUCUCCUUUCAAUCUAUUAGUUUUCUAUCACUAUGACAUGCAUUAUUUUAGAAAGCAAAGAAAUGGCCUCAUGGAGUGCAGGUCAUUGUGAUUUGACUUAGUAUUUGGUUA
This is a messenger RNA of Carica papaya (papaya), 1681 nucleotides long. RefSeq names its product putative choline kinase 1. NCBI's taxonomy places the organism in Eukaryota, Viridiplantae, Streptophyta, Magnoliopsida, Brassicales, Caricaceae. The record is from RefSeq and is a predicted model, not a curated record. Gene Ontology annotation, molecular function: choline kinase activity; ethanolamine kinase activity. Gene Ontology annotation, cellular component: cytoplasm. Gene Ontology annotation, biological process: phosphatidylcholine biosynthetic process; phosphatidylethanolamine biosynthetic process.